AUGGCCGCCCCCGCCCAACCAGCACAAACCGACCCCCCCGCCCCCAUCGACGCCAACAAAUACCGCGGCGCCACCGUCGAAGACCUCGACCUCCCCCCCGCCCUCUCCAUCACCCCCACCACCCCCAUCGCCACCGCCCUGGCAAUGUCCUACGACCGCGACUACUCCCAACUCACCGUCAUCUCCCCCAGCACCCGGUCCCUCCUAGGCUACCUAUCCGUGCCGCGCCUCAAAGCGCUCCUCGCCUCUCCCACAUCCGGGGUGAAGGAGACCGACACGGUGGAUAAGGCCAUGAAUCGCUUUGAUAGGAGGAAGGGCGUCAAGGUGUACAAGGUCAUCACGCCCAGCACGGGGCUGGAGGAGCUGGAGGAGUUUUUGAAGAGGGAGGAGUUUGCGGUGGUGACGGAUGCGGGGAGGAGGUUUGUGUUGGGCGUGGCGACGAGGGGGGAUCUGGUGGAGUUUGUGAGGAGGAGGCCGGGGUAG
This is a messenger RNA of Morchella importuna, 483 nucleotides long. RefSeq lists its product as uncharacterized. The coding region runs from base 1 to 483 and encodes 160 amino acids. The transcript is spliced from 2 exons. The record is from RefSeq and is a predicted model, not a curated record. Lineage: Eukaryota; Fungi; Ascomycota; Pezizomycetes; Pezizales; Morchellaceae.